Molecule: messenger RNA, 474 nt
Organism: Naegleria fowleri
Lineage: Eukaryota; Heterolobosea; Eutetramitea; Acrasida; Naegleriidae
Exons: 2
Coding region: 1-474 (157 amino acids)
Source: RefSeq, a predicted model, not a curated record
AUGAAAAACCUUGCCAUACCUGACAAUGGAGGAUGUAUUGAAUCCUUCUCUUCGCAAUAUCAUCACGAGUCCCGAUGUUUGAAUUUGAUGAAUAGAGAUCCAUGCUUGGUGUGGUUCUCUCACAAUUUGGCUCCUUUACCACAACAUUUCAUUAUAAAAUUACAAAAAUUGUCACAGGUACAAAGAGUUGGAAUUUUCAUCCAUGGAGAAAAUAACCAAAACCCAAAACAUAUACAAAUUCAUGUUUCCAGUGAUGGAGUUUCAUAUACAAAGGUAGUAGACGCAGAAAUUGAACAGCGUGCAGGAGAUUAUUUAUACGACAUUUGUGGACUCAAUACUGUUGUUGAGAGAGUGAACAUUUUCGACUCAAACGAAAAAACACAACCUGUAGAGGCACAAUUUGUGAAAUUUGAAUUUGUACGUAUUCGUGACAUGAUGUUUAUGAGACGGUUUUCACAAGAACCAUUUUUCUAA